Phanerochaete carnosa HHB-10118-sp is the source of this 766-nucleotide messenger RNA. RefSeq lists its product as uncharacterized. The record is from RefSeq and is a predicted model, not a curated record. The transcript has a single exon. The coding region runs from base 47 to 766 and encodes 239 amino acids. Lineage: Eukaryota; Fungi; Basidiomycota; Agaricomycetes; Polyporales; Phanerochaetaceae.
CGAAAGGUGUCCUGGUGCAGACUUGCUGUAUUCAAAGCACACUUCCAUGGCUCAGCCGCCACCUCCACUUCUCAAACAUCCUGUCGGUCCGUCGCCGACUCCCAACGUGGCCCAGGGCGCAAACGGCGCCGCCACUACCGCCGGCGCUCAAUUUAUGCCCCGACGGGAGUUCAUUCGUGACCACAGGAUCGCUUCCUCUUUCUCACUCCUCGCUCUCUCUGGCUCUGGGUUUGUCAGGCUCUACUCCUUCUCCGCCACCGUAAUCACUGCUCUCCGACGGCUCUUUGACUACCGCAGCCUCAUCUCCUCAGUCCGCGAGCAUGCGCCAAAGCACUUCUUCGAGUUCUCGCUUGAGGGCAAGCCGUGGAGUAAUGCCAAGAGCAUCACCUCAGAGAAGCUCAUCAUAGAUAUCCUCACCAUCAUUCUUCAUUGCGGAUACAUCUUUCUCUCUACCAUCGACUAUGGCCGUGAGCCAGACGACAAGCUUGCCAUUGUGUUUUCCAGGCCCCAGGUGGCACCGCCUGGGCCGUUUCCCUUCUCCAACGGCUCAGCAGUCUCGCUGAAUCCAUCAGUGGUCAAGACCCCAUUUGCUAUAUCCUUCUCUUCUACCACGCUGUUGCGUGUCGUCGGACCUCCCUUGCAUUCUACGCCUGCUGUACUCCAGGCCGUGAGAGGCGCAUGGCCUCGUGGAGUUAUUUCAGAGAAAAAGGUUGGAGACGCGACGUACGAGUUUAAGCUCAAAGGGUACAAAUGUGAGCAUGGCUAA